CGUGUUAACAGUGUAAUGAAUUUACCGGUGAUCCUCUCUCUGUGGAUGAGUUCCAACCGGAGAACAAAGAUGGGUUGUAGGCUAGCUAACCGUAACCUAAACAUUAACAUUAACUUACCGUUGUUUUACUAUUUCACCCGACUUGUUCCCCACCCUUAAAGUUAGCCUGCUGACGGCUAUCAAGUAACCGGCUGAGCCAAAUUGGGCCUUUCCAUGUCUGCGGGAUUUAAGGUGGCCCACCACAGUAUCAGACCAGCCUGGCACAUCUCCCUUACACUAACGUUGCAGAAUCAGAGUGAGGUGUGUUGACCAGUGAAUGCAUAGAGUCAAGAAGGUCAAACUUUGUGACAAUAAAGAAGGUAUCUGGAAAAGCUGUGUGACAGUGAGCAUGACGGCUGUGGACGGCCUUUCAGACAGCACAGAGGUAGUGGAGAUGGAGGAUGUCCCAUCUCAGUACUUUGUGGAGAAACACUCUUGGGAGGGUCUCCGUGACAUCAUCCAUUGUAGCAGGAAGUACUCGGGCAUGAUCGCCAACAAGGCUCCCCAUGACUUCCAGUUUGUGCAGAAAAAGGAUGAGAAUGGUCCCCACUCCCACCGGUUAUACUACCUUGGAAUGCCUUACGGAAGCAGAGAGAACUCGUUACUCUACUCCGAAAUCCCAAAGAAGAUCCGGAAAGAGGCCCUCUUAGUGUUGUCAUGGAAACAGAUGCUGGAUCACUUCCAGGCUACUCCACACCAGGGGGCCUACUCUCGAGAGGAGGAGUUGCUGAGAGAGCGUAAACGUCUCGGAGCGUUUGGGAUCACCUCUUAUGACUACCAUGCUCAGACAGGCCUGUUCCUCUUCCAGGCCAGCAAUAGUCUCUUUUAUUGCCAGGACGGAGGCAACAAUGGCUUCAUCCAGUCUGUUCCUGUAAAGCCAGUGGAGAUCAAGACCCAGUGCUCAGGGACCCGCAUGGACCCCAAGAUCUGCCCAGGAGACCCCGACUUCUUCGCCUUUAUCAACAAUAAUGACUUGUGGAUAGCCAACAUUAAGACCGGCGAGGAACGGAGACUCACUUACUGUCACAAAGGUGUGGAUAAUGUUAAGGAGGACCCCAAGUCUGCAGGUGUAGCAACAUUUGUCAUCCAGGAGGAGUUUGACCGUUUUACUGGCUACUGGUGGAGUCCCACAGCAGUGGAAGACCCUGAUGGAGGUAAAACAGUGUACCUGCUGUAUGAAGAAGUGGAUGAGACAGAAGUAGAGAUUAUUCAUGUUCCAUCUCCAGCACUGGAGGAGCGGAAAGCAGACGCGUACAGAUAUCCCCGUACAGGUAGCAAAAAUCCACAAGCUACCCUUAAACUUGCAGAGAUCAAGACAGACCAUCAAGGAAGAAUUGUGAGCACACACGAUAAAGAACUGGCCGCCCCCUUCACCUCCUUGUUUCCAGGGACGGAAUACAUCGCCAGAGUAGGGUGGACGAGUGACGGCAAAUUUGGCUGGGCAGUGCUGCUGGACCGAAGUCAGAGGAAACUACAGCUGGUCCUGCUGCCUCCAGCCCUCUUCAUCCCUGUCACAGAUGACCCAGCUCAGAGGCAGGCCAGUCUGAAGGCCGUGCCCAAACACACGCAGCCAUACAUAAUCUAUGAGGAGACCACCGACGUCUGGAUUAAUGUUCAUGACAUAUUCUAUCCCUUUAUUCAAACGACAGAAGAUGAGUUUAGUUUCAUUUGGGUAAAUGAGUCGAAAACCGGUUUCAGCCACCUGUAUAAAAUCACUUCCCUGUUACAACCUGCCAGCUUCAUUUGGACAGAGGAGUACGAGCACCUAGAGGGAGACUUCAAAUGUGCAAUCAAGGAGGAGGUUACAUUGACCAGUGGAGAAUGGGAAGUGCUGGCAAGACAUGGUUCCAAGAUCUGGGUGAAUGAGGCUGCCAAGAUGGUGUACUUCCAGGGAACCAGAGACACUCCUCUGGAGCAUCACCUGUAUGUGGUCAGCUAUGACUCACCUGGAGAUGUGGUCAGACUAACCAAGCCUGGCUUCUCUCAUAGCUGCUCUGUUAGUCAGAACUUUGACUUUUUUGUCAGCCACUACAGUAAUGUGAGUACACCUCCCUGUGUUCAUGUCUACAAACUGACCGGUUCAGAAGGUGACACACUACACAUGGUGCCUGAGUUCUGGGCCAGCAUGAUGGAAUCACCAGGUUGCCCGGGAGAUUACAAUCCACCUGAGAUUUUUGACUUUCCGGGGAAGUCGGGCUUCCAGCUUUAUGGGAUGGUGUACAAACCACACAACCUGCAGCCAGGCAGGAAACACCCGACAGUUCUCUUUGUGUAUGGAGGCCCACAGGUGCAGCUGGUUAACAACUCCUUCAAGGGGAUGAAGUACCUCCGUCUGAACACGCUGGCCUCUCUGGGCUACGCUGUGGUCGUCAUCGAUGGGAGGGGUUCCUGUCAGAGGGGCCUUGAAUUUGAAGGAGCACUUAAAAACAAAAUGGGUCAGGUGGAGAUUGAGGACCAAGUUGAGGGGCUUCAAUAUGUAGCAGAGAAGUUUAACUUUGUGGACCUGAGCCGUGUCGCCAUCCACGGCUGGUCCUACGGCGGCUUCCUCUCUCUUAUGGGCCUCAUCCAGCGGCCCAACGUCUUCAAGUUGGCUAUUGCAGGUGCUCCAGUGACUGUGUGGAUGGCCUACGACACAGGCUACACAGAGCGUUACAUGGAUGUGCCUGAGAACAACCAGCAGGGCUACGAGGAAGGCUCUGUGGCGCUGCACGUGGACAAGCUGCCCAGCGAGCCCAACCGUUUGCUGAUUCUCCAUGGAUUUCUAGAUGAGAAUGUGCACUUUUUCCACACAAAUUUCCUAGUGUCACAGAUAAUCCGUGCUGGGAAGCCCUACCAACUUCAGGUCUAUCCCAACGAGCGGCACAGUAUUCGCUGCCCUGAGUCUGGAGAGCACUACGAGAUAAUGCUGCUGCACUUUCUACAACAAUACCUCUGAAAUGAGACGAAAUGGGAGAAGUGACGUCUAGUUUCCCCUCAGUCCUCCUUUACCCCUCCAGCUCACCCCUCGUCUAUACUCGCCCUGACCUUCCCAACCCCCUCUCUGACUGUUCGCCCUAUCAUCGAGAGACUAUCAGCCACAAAGCCACUCUCUCCUAUGAGCUAGUCCUCUCUCUUCUCUAUUAUACUUCCCUCUUUUCACUCUCUGUCUCAUUUUUCUAUUAUUUGCGUGCUUGCUCUGUCUCCUCCAUGCCCGCCCUCCCCGCCCCCACCCCCCGUGUACAGUCUGGGGUAUGGUUUACGAGCACAGAGAUUUGGUGUCUCACCCUGAAAGCUGAACAAAGACAAGGACAUAUGGAGAAAUAUUUUCAGGCUGUGUCACAUUGACUCAUCGCUCACCCAUGUCCUCAUCUCUGCAACCACAAUGUUUUUUUUUUUUUUUGCCAAACGUUAUCGUGUUGUUCACCCCACCCCACCCACCCAACCCUAACCCGGCCCCGCCUGUUUUAUUCACUUGAGUCAGUGGUAGGAUCGGGGGUUACAGUUCACGGAUAUGAAAUGGAACCUAUACACAUAUUUGCAGACAUGAGCUCAUAUAUACUACAUAUGUAAAAUAAAGAUUAUUUCAUACAUGAACACUGUCACACACUCACACAGAAAUGCAAUAUCCAGACAUACUGUGAGACUGUACCUUGCAGUUUGUGUAAUGAAGAAGAAAAGGAAGACUCUUGUUUUAAGUGUGUGUUGUUUAAAAUAAAAUAUUUUUAUGGAUUUUUAUUCUUUUUCUUUUAAUGAGUGCUGACACAAGCUGCUCAUUUUGCGCCGUUUUUUUCCCUUACAUUACAUUGCUUGAAACGUCUGCUUGCCUUCUUAACACAUAAUUUAUAUUUGCCAAAGUACCUCUUGACUCUUGAUCAUGCUGGUAUUUCCUUUUUUUACUGCAAUAAAGACAACAGGAGGGUGAGCACUGGAGUCUUACAACAGCUUUGUACCACCGGAAUACAA
Messenger RNA from Scomber scombrus (Atlantic mackerel), 3981 nucleotides. Its product is annotated as dipeptidyl peptidase 9-like. The record is from RefSeq and is a predicted model, not a curated record. Gene Ontology annotation, biological process: proteolysis. The transcript is spliced from 22 exons. Gene Ontology annotation, molecular function: dipeptidyl-peptidase activity; serine-type peptidase activity. Bases 317 to 2974 code for a protein of 885 amino acids. Lineage: Eukaryota; Metazoa; Chordata; Actinopteri; Scombriformes; Scombridae.